This is a messenger RNA of Pelobates fuscus (common spadefoot toad), 5990 nucleotides long. It is a transcript of the gene MYOM2, whose product is annotated as myomesin 2. The transcript has 37 exons. Gene Ontology annotation, molecular function: protein binding. The record is from RefSeq and is a predicted model, not a curated record. Lineage: Eukaryota; Metazoa; Chordata; Amphibia; Anura; Pelobatidae. Bases 178 to 4587 code for a protein of 1469 amino acids.
AGCAUUCCUGUACAGAUAGAUAUUAUUUUUGUUUUCAUCUGCCUGAGUCUGGUUAGUUGGUUAACACAGAUCCUGCUCUUCUCUGCUUUGAAAGUAUUAGUUCUCUUUCACGGCUUUAGAAAUCGGCUGACACCAUGUCUAAAGCUGUUCCGUUUUACCAAAAGAAACAGAAACAUUAUGACCAAUCUUAUCGCAACGUCCAAUCUAAAUAUGUUGUCCAGGAAUAUUCAGCACAAAAGUAAAAGCUCCUCAGCUUCCGCUUACAGAAGCUCAGCAAGCUCCACACGUUCAGCAAGUUCAUCAAGAAUUAAAUGCAUAUGUGGGGCUGAUAGAGAUAUUCAACAAUACUAUAGCCCUGAGUAUAAAGCAAGAACCCAAGAACAUCAUACAGAGGAACACACUAGGCAACGUCAAGGCUAUGAUAGAAGUCGACACUACUUGACUGAAUUGGCAUUUCUGGAAGAAGAUGUUCGUGUAGCAAGGGCACUGGCACGAGAACAGAUUGAUAAAGUUUCCAUACAAAGGAUGGUCGAAGAAAAAUUGUCAUUACAGAGAAGCAUCCAUGAAGAGAGCAUAAGUAGAGCUCCAGAUAUAUUGGUGCGGCUCAGAUCUCAUACUGUUUGGGAAGGAAUGCCCGUGAAGCUUUUCUUUACUGUACAAGGAUACCCUACUCCUCUGGUGCAAUGGUAUAAGAAUGAAUCUUUGAUUAGCACAGCAAGUGAACCAGGAAAAUACAGAAUUGAAAGCAAGUAUGGAGUGAAUAGUCUGGAAAUUUACAGAGCUAACUUUAAUGACACUGCUACAUAUACAGCGGUAGCCACAAAUGUCCAUGGCCAGUUCUCUACCAAUGCAGCUGUGGUUGUGAAAAGAUUUAGAGGAGAUGAAGACCCACUACACUCAGUUGACAUACCACUUCAUUUGCCUUUGAUAUCAGACAUUAAGUUCACCCAUAUUGAUGUUAAGUUUUUUGAUACUUUUGGAGUAACAUUUGGGAUUGAAGGUGAUACAGUCACAUUGGCAUGUUCAGUACUUUUAACACCCGAUAUCAGCAGACUACGCCCUCGAGCAGAAUGGUAUAGAGAUGAUGUACUACUGAAGGAGACUAAAUGGCACCAACUGCAUUUUGGAGAGGGUCGUUCUUCUCUGACACUGACUCACUUGAAUAAGGAUGACGAGGGAUUGUAUACUGUAAGAUUUGUCACAAGAGGAGGGGUUAAUCAACACAGCGGCUUUCUCUUUGUGGCUGAUGCUGCUGCCUUGGUAGCCGGAGCACCAGGUGCACCAAUGGACAUUGAAUGCCAUGAUGCUAACAAAGACUAUGUAAUUGUUUCAUGGAAGCCUCCAAAUACAGCAAGUGAAGCCCCUGUCAUUGGAUACUUUGUUGAUAAGUGUGAGGUGGGCACUGAAAACUGGAUUCAGUGCAAUGAUACUCCAGUGAAGAUCUGCAAAUAUCCUGUAACUGGACUCUUUGAGGGCCGUUCUUACAUUUUCCGGACCAGAGCAGUUAAUAAAGCUGGUGUCAGCAGACCUUCCAGAGAGUCUAUUGCUGUCGCUGCACUAGAUCCUGCUGACCUGGCUCGUUUACAAACAAUCCAUUUGGAUGGAGGACGUGAAAUUGUUAUCUGUCAAGAUGACUUAGAAGGUGAAGUAAAAAUUCCUGGCUCACCCACCAAUGUUCAAGCUUUGGAUACCAGUAAAACAUAUAUUGUCCUUAGCUGGGACCCACCUGUUCCUCGUGGCAGAGAUCCCAUCGUGUAUUACAUUGAGAAGACAAUGGUUGGUAGUGGAAGCUGGCAGAGAGUGAACUCACAGAUACCUGUAAGGUCUCCACGUUUCGCAGUUUUUGACCUAGUUGAAGGAAAGUCCUAUAACUUCCGAGUGAUUGCAGUUAAUAAACAUGGGGUCAGUGAGCCAUCCGAAAUUACACAGCCCAUACAAGCUCAGGAACGUUUGGCUGUGCCAUCUGCUCCUGGUCGUAUCUUGGCAUCCCGAAACACUAGAACAUCAGUUGUCGUACAGUUUGAUAAGGCCAAAGUAGAGGAAGAAUUAAUGGGAUAUUAUAUUGAUUCAUCUGUUGUGGGAUCUAAUCAUUGGGAACCAUGUAACCACAAACCUAUUAAAUACAACAGAUUUGUGGUUCAUGGUUUAACAACUGGAGAAAAUUACAUUUUCCGUGCAAAGGCUGUCAAUGCUGUUGGAGUCAGUGAAAAUUCUCAGGAAUCUGAAGCAAUAAUAGUUAAAGCUGCUUUGACAACUCCAUCUCAUCCCUAUGGGAUUACCCUUUUGAACUGUGAUGGUCAAUCAAUGACUUUGGGCUGGAAAUUGCCCAAAUUUACUGGUGGAUCUGCAAUUAGCGGAUACUACAUUGAUAAGCGUGAGGCUAAUCACCUUAACUGGCAUGAAGUGAAUUCCAGCCAAGUCCAAGAAAGAAUUUACAAGGUUGAAAAUCUAGACGAAGGCGCUUUUUAUGAAUUCAAAAUUUCUGCAUCUAACCUUGCUGGCCUUGGGCUUGCAUCUGAUCCAAGUGAACACUUUAAAUGCGAAGCAUGGACAAUGGCAGAGCCAGGACCUGCGUUUGACCUUACAUUUUGUGAAGUUAGAGAUUCUUCUCUGGUUAUUCUUUGGAGAGCACCGGUUUAUUCUGGCAACAGUCCUAUUUCUGGAUAUUUUGUUGAAUACAGAGAAUUAAAUGCAGAACACUUCUUGAGAGUAAAUGAGACUGCUACAUCAAACCGUUACCUAAAGGUCAAAGAUUUAGAAGAAGGAAAAACAUAUGUUUUCCAAAUCCGUGCUGUGAAUGGGUCAGGCAUCGGCAAACCCUCUGAUCUUUCAGAACCAGUUCUUGUACAAUCUAGACCAGGAACCAAGGAGAUCAGCGCAGGUGUAGAUGAAGAAGGAAAUAUUUAUCUGGCAUUCAACUGCCCUGAGAUAUCAGAAGCUUCUCAGUUUGCAUGGUGCAAAUCUUAUGAAGAAAUUUCUGAUGAAACCAAAUUUAAAUCAGAGUCCAUUGGAGAAAACUCUAAAUUGUAUUUCAAGAAUCCAGAUAAGGAUGAUUUGGGAACCUAUUCAGUGGCUGUUAGUGAUACAGAUGGCAUUUCAUCUAGUUUUGUAAUGGAUCCAGAAGAACUGGAACGUUUAAUGACACUGAGCCAUGAAAUAAAAAAUCCAACCAUUCCUCUGAAGUCUGAGCUAGCCUAUGAAAUAUUGGAAAGAGGAAAAGUUCGCUUCUGGAUUGAAGCUCAGCAUUUAUCUGCUGAAACAAACUUUAGGUUUGUGGUGAAUGAUUUGGAAGUUAAAGAUAGCGAGAGCCACAGGAUUAAGUUUGACAGAUCCACUGGCAUGAUUGAGAUGGUAAUGGAAAGAUUUACAAUUGAAAAUGAAGGAACUUACACAGUACAGCUUCAGGAUGGAAAAGCCAAGAACCAGUCUUCAUUAGUGCUCAUUGGCGAUGCAUUUAAGGCACUGUUGGCUGAAGCUGAAUUUCAGAGAAAAGAAUAUAUUAGAAAGCAAGGUCCUCAUUUUCUUGAGUAUUUGCGUUGGGACGUUACAGAGGAAUGUGAAGUUUUAUUGGUGUGCAAGGUUGCAAACACAAAGAAAGAAACAAUAUUUAAAUGGUAUAAAGAUGAAAUACCAACAGAUGCUGAAGAUGCACCAGACUUGCAGCAAGGCGUGUGCAUAUAUCGUAUUCCAAAGCUAUCUAAAAAGGAUCAAGGAGAAUACAAGUCAACAUUAAAAGAUGACAGAGGUCAAGAUGUGUCCAUUCUAGAGCUCUCUGGAAAAGUGUAUGAAGAUAUUAUCCUAGGAAUGAGCAAAGUCAGUGGGUCAUCUGCAUCUGAGCUCAAGAUUCAAUGCACACCAGAAGGAAUUAGAUUCCAUUGUUAUAUGAAGUACUACACAGAAGACAUGAAAGUUUCCUGGUACCAAAGAGAAUCGAAAAUCUCUUCAAGUGAAAAGAUGAGGAUUGGAGGCACAGAUGAUUUUGCCUGGUUACAGAUUUGUGAACCCACUGAAAAAGAUAAAGGGAAAUAUACCUUUGAGAUAUUCGAUGCAAAAACUUCACAUAAACGCAAUAUUGAUUUAUCAGGACAAGCUUUUGAUGAAGCCUACGCAGAAUUCCAGAGACUCAAGGCUGCUGCGUUUGCUGAGAAGAAUCGUGGUAAAGUCAUAGGUGGUUUGCCUGAUGUUGUAACUAUAAUGGAAGGCAAGACUUUGAACCUGACUUGCACAGUGUUCGGAAACCCUGAUCCAGAAGUAUCUUGGCAGAAGAAUGACAGGGAUCUUGAUCUUAACGAUCACUACCAUGCAACACUGGAACAAGGAAAGUAUGCCAGUCUAACCAUCAAAGAUGUGUCUUCCGAAGACUCUGGAAAAUAUGGCAUCAGUGUUCGAAACAAGUAUGGCGGUGAAACAGUGGACAUCACUGUGAGUGUAUACAAAUAUGGUGAAGAGUUACCCGAAGUUAAGGCUACUCAUCUUCCUAAACCAACACAUUCACCUUCACCUGCACCUGCUCCUGCACCUACUAAGUCACCUGCACCAGAGAAAGCUAAACCAGCCCCUAAGGCAGGGAAAAGUACUAGGAAAUAAAGAAUAUAACAGUUAAAUAAGCAAGUGAAAUUGACGAGGUUGAUAUGCUGUAGUGUUGCUUUUUACUGCUUUGAGUGCUAGAUUGCUCCACAACGCAUUGCUUAACCCUGUGGCACACUAAGGGUUUGUGUAUGACUAUGGUUCAACAUACUUAGUACUCAAAUGCUGAACUGUUAUAUUUAAUUUGAUCCAAAUCAUAAAGAUGGUUGUGACCAUCAAAAAGUGACAGCCAAUUUUUUUUGACUCUAUCUAUUAUAGCUUUAAUAUUACAAUUUGGCUGACAAGUCAUCAGGUAAUUUUAUCAAUACUCUCUGAAGGGAAAAUUAACCUUAGUUAUAUUGUAUAAGUAUAACAUUUACCAAGGAUAUGCAAGUUCAGAAUAAUCAAAAUUAUUAAAUUAACAUUUUAAUGUUACCAUAUAUAUAUAAAUUACAGUAACAAUUCAAAUGGUUUACUACAUGCUGUCACAACUACAGUAUGUAAAACAAAAACAAAUGACAUAUUGUAAGGGUGUUUAAUAAACAUAUUAAAGAAUAGUGUAGAUUUUAUUCACGCAUGAAUGUCACGAGUGUUUAUAAUGUCAUGUAUAACUUCCCCCCUCCCCCCUCACACACACAAGUGGUAUGAUCCACCCAAUCAUUUUGUUUAUAGGCAGUUAUAAAAAAUCUAAAUUCAUUCAUAUUGCUGAACAGUGAAAUAUUCAGUUUGGAAAACUCCACACCCCUGAAACCUUUAUUGUUUCUUUGUAUGUCCCUUUAAAGUGACAGAUUUUAUUAGUCACAGUCAGGCAUUUCAAUUUGCUUAGAGACUAUGGAUGGUGACAAAUACAUGUGUUCCAAGGAAGACUAAUGUGAACAUAUAUUGAUUCCAGUGGCAGUUACCACUACUAUGGGGAGCAAUGCUUUAAGCCAUGUUCAUCGGAUAAAUCCUGAUUCAUGCAGAGCCAAUCUCAAAAGUUUUCUCACUUUACUGUGAACAUAAUAACAAAGAGGAACAAUACCUCAAAUUAAUUGCAAUUCUGCCUGAGCAAUACUUUAUAAUCUUCCUUAGCUACCCAAUGUGUAUGUUCUUAAAGUGGAUUUAAUUCAAAAGUUUAAUUUAUUCUUAUCUGGUGCUAGUAUAAUGUGAAGCGACAGAAAAGCAGCACACAGCAUCCAUGGAUUUUAACAGAAACAAGCAUAGCCUAUAGCUAAGAUUAGUAGAUGUGUUUAUUGCCAUAUCAGCCGGUAUGAAUAUCAGAUUAUGUGUAUGUAGUCAUCACUUCCAAUUUAGCAUUUCCUUGCAAUGCUGGUAUUGUUUGAGAAAAUUCAACCAGAAUCUUGUCACAUUGUUUUCCUUGCUUUGUGCUAAUAAACUUUAAAAGUCACCCGUGUUUCCCUGCAUUAAAUGACAUCUACUUUUAA